Messenger RNA from Penicillium paradoxum, 1737 nucleotides. Its product is annotated as homeobox domain-containing protein. Gene Ontology annotation, molecular function: DNA-binding transcription factor activity, RNA polymerase II-specific; RNA polymerase II cis-regulatory region sequence-specific DNA binding. NCBI's taxonomy places the organism in Eukaryota, Fungi, Ascomycota, Eurotiomycetes, Eurotiales, Aspergillaceae. The coding region runs from base 1 to 1737 and encodes 578 amino acids. The transcript is spliced from 4 exons. Gene Ontology annotation, biological process: cell differentiation; regulation of transcription by RNA polymerase II. The record is from RefSeq and is a predicted model, not a curated record.
AUGUCUUCAUUGACAGAAAUGCAUUUCCUGCCAACCGGCGCAAUUGCGCCCACGGCAUCGUCAUCCUCCCCUCCAGCUUCCACGCCCUCCCCGUCGACCUCGAGUGCGACCACGGCCCACUCCUCUUCCGCACGCCGACCUCCUCGUAAAAGCACCCUGACUCAACAGCAAAAGAACAACAAGCGCCAACGAGCCACUCAGGAUCAGCUUGUCCUUUUGGAGGUCGAAUUCAACAAGAACCCAACUCCCACUGCGGCUACCAGAGAACGUAUUGCUUCGGACAUCAACAUGACGGAGCGCUCUGUUCAAAUCUGGUUCCAAAACCGUCGCGCGAAAAUCAAGAUGCUGGCGAAAAAGAGCAUCGAGACCGGUGAAGGAUGCGAUUCCAUCCCUGAAUCCAUGCGACACUACCUCGCAAUGCAAUUCGACCCAAACAAGCCAGGCGCCAGAGACCCCUUCGGACGCGCAGGUGCUUACGGCCCGCCUAGCAUGUACGCAAACGAGACGAACCCCUCUGGCAAAGUUGUGAUCUCUCACUUCACUUGCCGUUCCCUGACUGUCGGCAGCUGGCGACGCAUUGGACAGAACGCCAUGGAUUUGGUUGUUUUCUAUUCCCCCGAUAAAGCAUGCAUGACCUACUAUAUUAACAAUGACGCGGCCGGUUAUAAGAUUGAAUAUCCGUUCUCCUACAUCAAGAACAUCACUUUGGAAACCGGUGACCCAAACCCUGGGUUGAAUGGGACACCACCUCGCCCAGGUGGUCUUGUGUGCGGCGAUUUCACCGAGGAGCAGCAAGCUAGCCAGAUCAUGGUUCAUCACCUAGGAGGCCAUCCCAAGGUCUUGAGCGUACAGCUUGCCAAGCUUGUGUCCUUGGAGUCCUUCCAGAACCGUCUGGCUUAUAAUAACAAUAGCUUCGCUGUACCAACUGUGAUGUCCCCGCCGUUCAUUCAGCGUCCCGCAUCUCAACCUAACCAGUUUGCCGCUCCCACCUAUAUGAAUAUGUACCAGGAUAGCAACCACUUGGGCUUUAACAUGCCAGCUGCUCGUGGCCACAAACGCCAACGAAGCCGUUCAGUACCUGUUGCAGUUGACAUCUCUGCACUCCAGGGUCCCAUGUCUUCCUUCCACGUACCGCCACCACCCCCUCCCUUCAACCACACCGAGGCAGGUAUUUACGCGCCCAUUCCCCAGUCGGUGCACCAUCUUCCCACCGACCUCCGCAUUGACACCCAAGGAUAUGGACUGGAUUUCCGAACCAACUCCAUGUCAGCGACGGGCUCGCCUCCUGGUUUCGCUAGUCCGAUGUACAGCACCGCGGGUCAGGGCGAGUCCACACCAGUCGCCAGCAUGGCCCCUCAGUUCAACAUCCCCUUCGUUUCUGGGGGGUCAACCGAUGCCUCAACAUUGGACUCCCACGCACCAUCUCCAUACUCCAGCAUGAGCCCUGCAGACCCAUUGAUUGCUAAUCACUCGCCGCCUCUGUCUAACAUGUCACACGCUUCGUCCGAUAUCUAUGGUUUCUCGCACGACCAGCAGACCGGUUAUGACGAUAGUCUCUCGAUGAAUGAUAUGUACUCGAAGAAUCAUCUCACCUUUGGCGUUUCACACGACAGCCCCAGCUUCGAACUACCUAUGCAUGGCCUGCCGAUUCACCACUCUCCUGGGUUGGGUGACUAUUCCCAUGACAUGACCAACUUGGAUGAGAUCGACUCGCAGGGGAUGCCUACCCACUCAUGA